Molecule: messenger RNA, 3000 nt
Organism: Microtus ochrogaster (prairie vole)
Lineage: Eukaryota; Metazoa; Chordata; Mammalia; Rodentia; Cricetidae
Gene: Gnat2
Product: G protein subunit alpha transducin 2
Biological process (GO): adenylate cyclase-modulating G protein-coupled receptor signaling pathway; detection of chemical stimulus involved in sensory perception of bitter taste
Cellular component (GO): heterotrimeric G-protein complex; photoreceptor inner segment; photoreceptor outer segment
Molecular function (GO): G protein-coupled receptor binding; GTP binding; GTPase activity
Source: RefSeq, a predicted model, not a curated record
UCUGAGAGAUGAGCCGGCACAAAGCAACAAUAACAGCUCCUGGAGCAGACGUCUUUGCCAGGACUAUCCCUUCAAUUCCCUAAAACCAAGACCUUGUAAACUCAGCUAGGGGAUCACCCUUAACCUUCAGCUCUUCAGCUCUCCAAUGCAAACGAACCCCUGGAACAGUGGCUUGCAGGCUUGUGUGAGCUCUUUAGAAGGGAGGAGGUGGCUGCUUCCUCCCAGGGCUCCAGUACCUGUGUUCUACCCAGCUGUGUCAAAACCCAGGUCAUUUCCCUCAUUAAAGAACAUUAGAGCCUUUGCCCUUUGCCUGACUGGCAAAGCUUUUAAUUAGCUUACCCUGGCAUACUGCUAGACAUAAAGGGGACAAUCCCUAGAUUCAGAAGCAGUUCUCCAGCCGGAGGAGGGAGUCUCAAAGCAGGGUAGGCAGGGUGCGAGAACCAGCAGUCCGCACUGUCACUAACGCUUACGGGAGCAGGGGACUGUCACUCUAUCCCAAUCCCGGCUUUCUUUAUCUCGAUCUCACAGACAGGAGCUGUACUGGAAAUUUUUCGGAGCUAGAGAAAGUGGCUCUUCUCUGAGGAGACAGCAGAGAUGGGGAGUGGAAUCAGUGCCGAGGACAAAGAACUUGCCAAGAGGUCCAAGGAGCUGGAAAGGAAGCUGCAGGAGGAUGCUGAGAAGGAAGCCAAGACCGUCAAGCUGCUGCUGCUUGGUGCUGGGGAGUCAGGAAAGAGCACCAUCGUCAAACAGAUGAAGAUCAUUCACCAGGAUGGAUACUCUCCAGAAGAAUGCCUAGAAUUCAAAUCUGUCAUCUAUGGGAACGUGUUGCAGUCCAUCCUGGCUAUCGUCAGAGCCAUGGCCACACUAGGCAUCGACUAUGCAGAACCAAGCUGUGCGGAUGCGGGUCGACAGCUCAAUAACCUGGCAGACUCCAUUGAGGAGGGGACCAUGCCCCCUGAGCUGGUGGAGGUCAUCAGGAAGUUGUGGAAGGACCCUGGCAUUCAAGCCUGCUUUGACAGAGCUGCAGAGUUCCAGCUCAAUGACUCGGCAUCUUACUACCUGAACCAGCUGGACCGGAUUACAGAUCCUGACUACCUCCCCAGUGAGCAAGAUGUGCUCCGAUCCAGAGUCAAAACCACAGGCAUUAUCGAGACCAAGUUUUCUGUGAAAGAUCUGAAUUUCAGGAUGUUUGACGUGGGAGGGCAGAGAUCAGAGAGGAAGAAAUGGAUCCACUGCUUUGAGGGAGUCACCUGCAUCAUUUUCUGCGCGGCUCUCAGCGCCUAUGACAUGGUGCUGGUGGAAGACGACGAAGUGAAUCGCAUGCAUGAGUCUUUGCACCUGUUCAACAGCAUCUGUAACCACAAGUUCUUUGCAGCCACCUCCAUCGUCCUCUUCCUCAACAAGAAGGACCUCUUCGAGGAGAAAAUUAAGAAAGUCCACCUCAGUAUUUGUUUUCCAGAGUAUGAUGGGAACAACUCCUAUGAGGAUGCCGGGAAUUAUAUCAAGAGCCAGUUCCUUGACCUCAACAUGAGAAGAGAUGUCAAAGAAAUCUACAGUCACAUGACCUGUGCGACAGACACACAGAAUGUCAAAUUUGUGUUUGAUGCAGUUACAGAUAUUAUCAUCAAAGAAAACCUCAAGGACUGUGGGCUCUUUUAAUGCUCGGUUCCUCGGGUGUACAUUCUACAAGCAGACUUAGAAUCUGAGAGACUUCAUGCAGAAGAUGAGUCAACAAGUGCCGGGACAUGACGGACAAGCUCAUUCUGUUGGAGAUACAGAAGGAACACUUACAACUGUCUUUCAAGUAGUGUGGCUAAUACAGUUUAACAAAUGCAAGGCCAAGGAGCCUAAGACCCGGGUUCCAGUACUAGCUCUGCUUAGUAGAGUAGAAGGACUUCCAUUUUUCCGAAGGAAAAGUCCCUCACCUGUAUUUUGAAGGUAACUUCCUUACCUACUUCACAGGGCUAUCAUGAAGAGCACAAACCUAACUGAAGAGAAAGCACUUGGAAGCUGCUGUGGUCGGCCACAAAAAGCCCAUGAAGGUUGCAACUACCACACUUGGUUAUUAAGAGUAAAUUGUCUCAAAGUGUAAUGGCAAACCUUUCUUACAUUGAGCGAUAAACUAUUAAAAAUUAAACCUGCCCCUGGGUUUUUACUAGCAGAUCAAUAUGGCUCAGCUCAGAGACUGGCUCACUGGAUGAAGGAUGUGAGUCUACUCAUUUCUAAGGUACUCAUUCAGAAACGAUCAUCCUCAUUAAAAAUAAGUUAUCUCUCUCCCCUACCCUGGGUGCCCAAACUACUUCCUUUCUCUCUAUAAAUAACCGCUUAACUAUGUAAGAGUGUGUGGCUGAACUCGAGGACACCAACACACUCCCACUUAGGAUGUUACUGCUGCCACUUCUGUAUCAUAGAACUGGAACAAGAGACCAAUCUGAUUCUCAUUCCCACUGCUCCAGGCUUCCCAGGAACAAAAGCCAUUGCUGAGCUGGCUUUAGGCACUGGAAAUUUUUGCAGCUGGGUCCACGUGAGACUGGCUGCAAACAUCUUCCCAAACAAACCAGGGAUAAAUUAUUCCUUUGAGCUCCUCUGAGGGGAAAUGAAGCUUGCAUUUAUCUUGACAGGAGGUGGUGAAGCCAUGUAUAGAUUUAGCAUUUACAACUACUAGUGAGGAGAGCACUUGGCAUCCACGGUUUAGUAUAUAAAAGAAAGUGUCAAUUAACAUGAAAAUCUGCUCCUUGCCAGAAACACCCAUUCACACUUAAGAUGCUUCCAGCAAUAUUAAUACCCGAGAGCCAGCCAGCAUCACGGGCUUGAAACGCACCAAAGACCCAACGUGAGACCAUUGAAAUGAGGAUUCGAUUAACAGUCUGAACGAGCAAAAGAAUACACGCAUGCACACUGCAACCUGCCAGAAUCGCCAGGGCCAUUAAUAAAACAAAUAAGUAAUAAGCAAAGCCCAUCUGGGCAAAGCACUUGCACUAAAGGCAAUGUAGGAACUAC